This is a messenger RNA of Anneissia japonica, 2278 nucleotides long. RefSeq names its product protein transport protein Sec61 subunit alpha-like 1. The coding region runs from base 153 to 1580 and encodes 475 amino acids. Lineage: Eukaryota; Metazoa; Echinodermata; Crinoidea; Comatulida; Comatulidae. Gene Ontology annotation, molecular function: ribosome binding; signal sequence receptor activity; transmembrane protein transporter activity. The transcript is spliced from 13 exons. Gene Ontology annotation, cellular component: Sec61 translocon complex; membrane. Gene Ontology annotation, biological process: SRP-dependent cotranslational protein targeting to membrane, translocation; post-translational protein targeting to membrane, translocation. The record is from RefSeq and is a predicted model, not a curated record.
ACGUGUUGGUCACGUGACAUCUCUUUUCCAUUUUCUCUUCCCUUGUCGGCUAUCAGAUGGGUAGCAGGCUGUUCUUCUUCAGUAAAUAAAAGUCGAAUUUCAACGAAUUCCAAGAGUGUAGUUUACGAUUGUUUUAAUUGAAAGUGUUCAAUAUGGUUAAAUUUUUGGAAGUGCUGAAGCCUUUUUGUGCAGUAUUGCCAGAAAUUGCUAAGCCAGAACGAAAGAUUCAAUUUAGGGAGAAAGUGUUAUGGACUGCAAUUACGCUAUUCAUCUUCUUGGUCUGUUGUCAGAUCCCAUUGUUUGGCAUCAUGUCCUCCGAUUCUGCUGAUCCAUUUUACUGGCUGAGAGUAAUAAUGGCCUCAAACAGAGGAACUCUUAUGGAGUUGGGAAUCUCACCUAUUGUUACAUCUAGUCUUAUUAUGCAGCUUCUGGCAGGAGCAAAAAUAAUUGAUGUCGGUGAUACACCAAAAGACAGGGCUCUAUUUAAUGGUGCACAAAAAUUGUUUGGUAUGAUCAUUACCAUUGGUCAGGCUAUCGUGUAUGUGAUGACAGGAAUGUAUGGGGAUCCAAGUGACAUUGGUCUUGGGAUCUGUAUGCUGAUUAUGAUUCAGUUGUUUGUUGCUGGCCUUAUUGUUCUGCUGCUUGAUGAACUUCUACAAAAAGGAUAUGGAUUAGGGUCUGGUAUCUCCCUCUUCAUUGCCACUAAUAUCUGUGAGACUAUUGUCUGGAGGGCAUUCAGUCCAGCCACAGUUAACACCGGAAGAGGAACUGAAUUUGAGGGCGCUGUAAUUGCACUGUUCCAUCUACUGGCUACACGUACAGACAAAGUGCGUGCACUUCGUGAGGCUUUCUACCGACAGAACCUUCCAAAUUUAAUGAACUUGACAGCUACUGUCCUUGUAUUUGCGAUUGUGAUAUAUUUCCAAGGCUUCAGAGUUGAUCUACCAAUCAAGUCUUCACGUUACCGUGGACAAUACAGUUCUUAUCCAAUCAAAUUGUUUUAUACAUCCAACAUUCCCAUCAUUCUGCAGAGUGCCCUGGUUUCCAACCUUUAUAUUAUCUCUCAGAUGUUGGCAGCAAAAUUCAGUGGAAAUAUAUUUGUUAAUUUUCUUGGAACAUGGGCAGAUUCUGGUGAUGGUGGUCCGGCACGGUCAUAUCCUAUAGGAGGUUUAUGUUACUAUAUGUCACCCCCUGAAAAUUUUUCACAUAUGGUUGGAGAUCCAAUUCAUGCUCUUAUCUAUAUUAUCUUUAUGCUCGGUUCCUGUGCCUUCUUCUCUAAAACCUGGAUUGAUGUAUCAGGGUCAUCAGCAAAGGAUGUUGCUAAACAACUCAAAGAACAGCAGAUGGUGAUGCGAGGUCAUCGGGAAAAAUCUAUGAUUCAUGAAUUGAACAGAUAUAUCCCAACGGCUGCAGCAUUUGGUGGUUUAUGUAUUGGUGCCCUAUCUGUCAUGGCUGAUCUUCUUGGCGCCAUUGGUUCUGGAACUGGUAUUCUUCUGGCUGUCACAAUUAUUUACCAAUACUUUGAGAUUUUUGUUAAAGAGCAGAGUGAAAUGGGAGGCAUGGGCUCACUGCUAUUUUAAAUUCAUUGGACAAUUACUCUUUAAUGUUAUAAUAAUUAAAUCAUAAGAUGUGCAUACUAAUUAGGGGUUUACCCUUUGUGGUAUUUUUAUCGUUGCUAAUCCGUCGUUGUUAAGCUUAGGCUACUUUUGUUCCAAUUACUUUUGUUUUCCUUGUCCCAGGAAAAAGUUGCAGUACAUCGAGAACUUACUAGCGUGAUAAGAAAACAAAUUUGAAGACAGUCUUGUCUUUUCUACAAACCUUAAACUGUACUUUUCUUGUCAAUUUACAUACAAAUAAUGAUUUGCAAAACUUACAAGUAAAUGUUAUUUAAUAAAAAUAAUACAUUGUUAUAGUUGUUCACCAUCAUUUAUUAGCAUUGGUCCAUUGUAAAUGCUUAGUUUGUAUAAGAUUCUAUAACUAAUACCCCACCCUUUCUCACUGUAUGCAUUGAUUGAUGAAACAUAAAAUGAUAUAAUUUAAAUAUUUGCAAUCAUUUCUGGAAAUGAUUUUAUUUUAAAAAGAAAAAUUAAAUUUGAAGAUGGAAAAAAAAAUCUUUUUAGUGUUAUUUAAUGAUAAAAUGUAGGUUGAGAAACCUGAAUAGCCUAAACUGGAUGGGUUUACAUUAAUGUGAAAAUACUUCUGCUUACUACCACUGAUACACUAUUGGGUAAAGUUGUUAACUUUUGAAAUAAAACUCAUACACAAGUUUUGAAACUAA